Molecule: messenger RNA, 3120 nt
Organism: Dermochelys coriacea (leatherback sea turtle)
Lineage: Eukaryota; Metazoa; Chordata; Testudines; Dermochelyidae
Gene: POPDC1
Product: blood vessel epicardial substance
Exons: 9
Coding region: 290-1249 (319 amino acids)
Cellular component (GO): sarcolemma
Molecular function (GO): cAMP binding
Source: RefSeq, a predicted model, not a curated record
GCCCUCGGCCGGGCUUCCCCCGCUCCCGGCUGCAGCAGCUGUUCAGCGUCUCGGCCGCCGGGCAGGGGCUGGUGCCCGUGGGAAGCGCCUGCGCGCCGCGGCCGCUCGCUGCCUGCCCCGGGCGGCUUCCUGGACUAUUUUAGUCCAAGCGGCAGCCGGCGCGGCGAGCGGCGGCCGAGUCCCAGCGACAGCGCCCCGGGGACCCUGCGCGGGGCCAGGUAUAUCAAGUUGCUGUCAAUCUUGAUGAGGAAAGACUGUCUGCAAUAGGUUUAAAAAAGGAUUCUUCAAGAUGAAUACUACAGAAAUCAAUUCAUUAACCAUGACCCCAUUAGGUUUUAUACCAGAUUUUAAAAAUGCCACCCUUUUACCUGUCAAUGAGACUGCGUGUGAAAACUGGAGUGAGGUUCAUCAUCUGGUUUUUCAUGUGGCAAACACUUGUUUUGCAGUUGGAUUGGUUAUUCCAACCACACUGAAUUUCCAUAUGAUUUUCCUGCGAGGCUUGCUUGCUACAGGAUGUGUACUUUUCAUCAUCUGGGCCAUGCUGUACCGCUGUGCUUUGGAUAUAAUGAUCUGGAAUUCGGUGUUCUUGGUUGUCAACUUCCUGCAUUUUAUAUAUCUACUGUACAAGAGAAGACCGAUCCCAGUCCUGCUACUCCAUUGCCUUACACCUUCUGUAGUCCUUUGCCCAGAAGAUGGUGGGAGUGAAAUGUUACCAAAUCAGAUCAAGAUAGAGAAGGAGUUCAGUAGUCUGUACAAGAGAAUGUUUCAACCACUCCACGUACCUCCAGAACUGUUCCAGAGAUUAACUGGACAAUUCUGCAACAUUCAGACUUUAAAAACAGGUCAAGCAUAUGCUGCAGAGGACAAAACAUCAGUUGAUGAUCGACUAAGUAUCCUGCUAAAGGGAAAAAUGAAGGUCUCCUAUCGAGGGCAUUUUCUGCAUAAUGUUUACCCCUGUGCCUUUAUAGAUUCUCCUGAAUUUCGAUCAACUCAGAUGAACCGGGGUGAGAAAUUCCAGGUCACCAUUACUGCAGAUGACAACUGUAAGUUUCUGUGCUGGUCCAGGGAACGACUGACUUACUUUCUGGAAUCUGAACCAUUCCUUUAUGAAAUAUUUAGGUAUCUUAUCGGUAAAGAUAUUACAAACAAACUCUACUCAUUGAAUGAUCCAACACUAAAUGAUAAGGUGAGUUUUGAGGGAGGUUCCCCUCCCUGUGCUAUAUUGUUAGAUGCUAUAAAGACAGGUUAAUUUUAUCCUCUUAAUCCUGCUCAUAUAUUCCAUUAAAUUCACACACACACACACACACAUCAGGAAUUUCUUUAUUUUUUUUUCCAAAUAUGCAUUUUAGAUCCAGAAUUUUUUUUAUUUUAAAAACAAUUUAUCAGGUUCCAUGAUCAUAUUAUAUUACUUGUUUUCAACAUGUAGAAUCUAACAAAUUUUGCUUAGAAAAAUAGACUUCUCUCCUACUGCAAUAUUUAUUCACCCAAAAUAGUUUAUCAGGUGUACAAAGUAGUUUGUAAAGUAUAGUUUAUCAAGUGUACUAAAAAAAUACUUUCCUUUUUGUCUCCCACUUAAUUUAAAUAAACUUUAGUAAUCAUUUUAACCUGAAAUCGGAUAUUGGAAGGAAAAAAAAUACAUGUGCCUAACUGAGCUGGUACAAGCUCUUAGUUUAACUGGGUCAUACAGAAUUAACUAUGGUGGCUCUCGCGAUCUCACUGUUUAGCUGUUAGGACCUUAAUACACAAGAACUUGUCAGUGGUCCACCAAUACCAAAUUUAUCUCUUUCUAAUAUGAAAAAAAAACCAGAUGACUUAAUUUUUAUUUAACCUUAAGGCACCUCCUUUAUUAUCCAUUCUCCAUUGUCUCUCUUACAAUUCUUAUCCAAGCCUCCAGAUUUUGAGUCCUUUUCUUUCUACUUUCUACCACAGAUAUAUUGUCAUCACAGUUAUAGGAGCACAAGCCCUUGGAGUGUUCCACCCUGAUUGUUACGGGGUGACUGACAUGAUGUAGUUUUAGGGGGUUAGCAGCAGAUCAGAUUUGAUUUUUCUUAAUUUUCCUAUGAUCUUUUUUCCAGCAAGGCAGGGUUUUGGGGGACAUUAAUGACUGAGCUCUCCUGCAUACAACUUCCUCUCUUUCCUAUGUAGGAAACUGAAUGAUUAUAUUUGUGCAAUUGGGAGAUUGUCAUGGGCAGUUUGGAAGAGAACCUCACUUCUAACUAACAGCUUCAGAGUGUUUACUCCAGUAUUUCAACAUUAUCUAAAGGCUUGCAAUUUUCAGAGAUCAUAUUAAUCCCCAUUUAAGAUAAACCUGACUUUAAUAAUACUUGGUAAAGUCCUCUUCGCUAUUGUAUUCCUGUUAUUCCAUCUCUUUGUUUCUCUCAACAAGAUUUCUUUGUGUUAUUUAAUAGUGUCUAAGCUUCCAAAACUGAUAGAAGAGGAUUAGCUGUCUCAUUAAUAUGAAGUGCUUCUAUAGAAUUAAAUUCUUUGCCUAGACAGCUGUGCAGUCUGUUACCCCUAUAUAACACUGUCUAUAUGACACAGUUCCACUAUCACAAAUUAGCAUUGCCUGAAUGUAGGUAUUGAGAUAGAUUUAGCCAGGGCUUUCUUUCUCUCAGGUCCCAAAAGCAAUCUGAACAAAAAGGUGGACAUUUAGCUUUCCGCUUUUAUGUUUCAGAUAGCCCUGUCGCACCCGUAGGUGCAGCAAUAAUUGCUUUUCAGACUUGUCCAAUGAUGCGUGCCAGUACGCCUCCAAUUGUGGCAUAAAUGUACCAAUAUUGAGUUCCCCUCCCAGCUGCAGCAUAAACCAAUUUUUUUAGUAAAAACAAAGAACAGCAGCAAAACCCCCAGCAGAUUAUUUAGAGAAGAGCAACAAGUGAAAAGCAAGUGUCUUCUGCCAUUGGAGAAAACAAUAAAAGGGAGCUUAUCUGGAUAAGGCUCUGCAUAAAUUAUAACCUUCUAUGUGACCAGUUCUUGUAUAGACAAAAGCUUCCCCGUAAAAAGAUCUGAUUAUUUUUUGCUACUAUGUAGAAAAAUCCUACUCUCCUAAGUUUCAUGUACUUACUGGAAUACACUUGUAAAAACUAGAACUUCAUCUUUUGAAUGAAUUGAAAGAAUUUUUUU